Hyla sarda is the source of this 4104-nucleotide messenger RNA. It is a transcript of the gene C1QL2, whose product is annotated as complement C1q like 2. The record is from RefSeq and is a predicted model, not a curated record. Gene Ontology annotation, molecular function: protein binding. NCBI's taxonomy places the organism in Eukaryota, Metazoa, Chordata, Amphibia, Anura, Hylidae. The coding region runs from base 110 to 868 and encodes 252 amino acids. The transcript is spliced from 2 exons.
CCCCCGGUCCCGGGCUCAGUGAUCACUUCUCCGUCCUCCUCCUCCGCUGCAGCCGCUCCUCACCCUGGUGCCCCGCAGGCGGGUGGUGCUGGUUGCCCUUGGGGUGGCCAUGCUGCUGGUUUUGGUGAUAGUCAUCCCGCUGCUGGCGCUGCCCCCGCCCGGUGCCGGACACUACGAGAUGCUGGGCUCCUGCCGGAUGAUCUGUGACCCGUACACCGGACACCCCCUCAGCUCCUCGGGAGAAGCUCUGAAGGACCUCAGCGGGGACCCUCCGCCCUUCAUCCAGGGACCCAAGGGGGAUCCAGGCAGAGCAGGCAAGCCAGGACCGCGGGGACCCCCUGGGGAACCGGGCCCCCCAGGACCGCGUGGCCCCCCGGGAGAGCGCGGUGAGCCGGGCAGAGGAGGGGGCUCUGGGGCUGCUGUGUCUCCUGUUCUCCCGGGACCCCGCAUCGCCUUUUAUGUCGGUCUGAAGAGUCCACACGAGGGGUACGAGCUCCUCAAGUUUGACGAUGUAGUGACUAAUGUCGGUAACCACUACGACCAGAGCACCGGCAAAUUCACCUGUCAGGUCCCGGGCAUCUACUACUUCACCUACCACAUCCUGAUGCGGGGCGGCGACGGGACCAGCAUGUGGGCAGACCUGUGCAAGAACGGCCAGGUGAGGAGCGGGGGAGGAACCGGGGUACAGGUCCGGGCCAGCGCAAUCGCUCAAGAUGCAGAUCAGAACUACGACUAUGCCAGUAACAGCGUGGUGCUUCACCUGGACUCCGGAGACGAGAUUUAUGUAAAGCUGGAUGGUGGGAAAGCGCAUGGCGGGAACAACAACAAAUACAGCACCUUCUCCGGAUUUAUCCUAUACCCUGACUAGAGCGACCACCGAUCAGCGUCCACUGGGAAGGAAUCCUCAGCUGCCGGAGGUGACCGCUCACACAUGGACACUCACAGGUUCAUGUGGUUUUCACAUCUGGUGUAUACAGAGCUCCAUGCACCACAAUGACCCAAGGAGUAGACCUCAUCCAUCCUCACCGACUGCACCUAUCCGCCAUAGAGGAAUCCCGGGGACACCGCAACACAUCAGCUAAUGGUUAACAACAUAUCUCAUAAAUGGUUAAAUCCUAACUGACCUACACGUAACAUACAUGACUGUCCUGAACCACCAUUUAUAUAAAGGGACUUGGAGAGUCUCCAGACCUUUUCACUUUUUUCGCAUUUUGUUAUGCUGCACCUUGUGCUAAAAUGUACAAUAAAAGAAAAUCUAACCCCCCCCAUCAUUCUGCCCUCAAUCCCCCAUCAUGACAAAAUAUUGACAGAAUGUUAGAAAUCUUUACACAUUUAUUAAAAAGGAAAAGCAAAAAUCUUCCAGUGACAUAAGUAUUCAUACCCUUUACUCAGGAGUUAGGUGAUUUCAGCCUCCAGUCUUCUUGGGGAUGAGGCCACAAGGUUUACACAUCUGGAUUUGGGGAUUUUCUGCCAUCCUUCUCUGUAGAUCCUCUCAGCUCUGUCAGGUUGGAUGGGGACCAUCAGUGGAAGCGAUUUUCAGGUCUCUCCAGAGAUGUUCCAUUGGGUUUGGGCCCUGGCUGUGCCCCUCAACAACAUUCACAGAGUUGUCCCUAAGCCUCCUGCGUUGUCUUGGCCAUUGUCUUGUUGGAAGGUGAACCCUCAGUGUAUUCAUUAAGAAUAUUUCUGCUCCAUUUAGCUUUUCCUCAACCCUGACCAGUCUCCCUGUCUCCACCAUAUGAUGCUGCCCCCACCAUGAUCACUGUAGGGAUGGUAUUGGGCAGGUGAUGGGCAGUGCCUGGUUUCCUCCAGACAUGAUGCUGCCACCACCAUGAUCACUGUAGGGAUGGUAUUGGGCAGGUGAUGGGCAGUGCCUGGUUUCCUCCAGACAUGAUGCUGCCCCCACCAUGAUCACUGUAGGGAUGGUAUUGGGCAGGUGAUGGGCAGUGCCUGGUUUCCUCUAGGCAUGAUGCUGCCCCCACCAUGAUCACUGUAGGGAUGGUAUUGGGCAGGUGAUGGGCAGUAUCUGGUUUCCCCCAGACAUGAUGCUGCCCCCACCAUGAUCACUGUAGGGAUGGUGAUGGGCAGUGCCUGGUUUCCCCCAGACAUGAUGCUUCCCCCACCAUGAUCACUUUAGGGAUGGUAUUGGGCAAGUGAUGGGCAGUGCCUGGUUUCCUUCAGACAUAAUGUUGCCCCCACCAUGAUCACUGUAGGGAUGGUAUUGGGCAGGUGAUGGGCAGUGCCUGGUUUCCUCCAGACAUGAUGCUGCCCCCACCAUGAUCACUGUAGGGAUGGUAUUGGGCAGGUGAUGGGCAGUGCCUGGUUUCCCCCAUACAUGAUGCUGCCCCCACCAUGAUCACUGUAGGGAUGGUAUUGGGCAGGUGAUGGGCAGUGCCUGGUUUCCUUCAGACAUAAUGUUGCCCCCACCAUGAUCACUGUAGGGAUGGUAUUGGGCAGGUGAUGGGCAGUGCCUGGUUUCCUCCAGACAUGAGGCUUAGAAAUAAGACUAGUUUUUGGUUUCACCAGACCAGAUACUCUUGUUUCUUACAGUCUGAGCCUUUAGAAUUUUUUUUUUUUUUUUGCCAACUCCAGGCGGCUUUCAUGUGUUAUUACUGAUGAGGCUUCUUUCUGCCAUAAAGCCCAGACUGUGGAGGCUGCAGUGAUGGUUCUGGACCUUCUGGAAGUUUCUCCCAUCUGCACACAGGAUCUUUGGAGCUCAUUCAUAGUUCCCAUUGGGUUCUCGGUCUUCUCUCUUACCAAGACCCUUCUUCCCUGAUAACUUAGAUGGGUGGGGCAGAGAGUUCCAAACUUCUUACCUGUAAGAAUUUUUGAGGCCACUGUGUUUUUGGGAACUUUCAGACCCCUCCAGAUCUUUCUUUAUUUUAAUAAAUGUGCAAACAUGUCUAUAAUUCUGUUUUUACUUUGUCCUUAUGGGGUAUUGAGUGCAGAAUGAUUGAAAACUUGAAUAACAAAUAAGUGAAAUAAAGGAUCUAAUUUUUUUCUGAAUGCAUUGUGCAUAUGACCAUUCUGGCACACAGGUAACACAUAUGACUUUACUGACCAAUGAGUAACUGACUUGACCACCCUGACCUACAUGGAAGACAUAUGACCGUCCCAACCUAGGUAAGAUACAUGAUCCUCCAAACCAACUGUUUCAGACCUACAGGUGACAAAUAUGACCUUCCCAACCUACAGGUAGCAUUUGUAUAAACCUACAGGUAACAUAUAUGACUGAGGUAACAUGUACAAGCACCCUGACCAAUAUGUAGCAUACAUGAACACAUACAGGUAACAUAUAGAACUGUACAGAACCACAGGAAACAUAUAUGACCAUCUCGAUCUAUGGGUGAUAUACACAACUUUGAAUGAUCACUUUGACCUACUGGUAAUGUACUAGAUCAUCGCGACCUAUAGAUAACAUCCUACACUGUUUCACUCUACAGAUAACAUAUAUAAUCAUACUGGGUUUCACAAACCAUGUAUGACCAUACUUAUAGCGUAACCUACCAAACAUCACUGCCAUUCACAGGAACAAGGAACAUCAUCCAGAUGACUAUGUGUAUCCAGAUGGCUGUGGUGGUCUUAUGAUGGCUGCUGGUGGUGGUCUUAUGAUGGCUGCUGGUGGUGGUAUCAUGAAGGCCAAGCCUUCUCCUUCCCUGUAGAUUGUAGACAUUUGACAAUUCUCAGCGAUUCUCAACAAGAAUUGUCCACCAUCAUUGGAGGAAAAAAAUAUUCACUUUGUUCUCGCCACUCAGUAAAGAUGUUUCUAGUUCUAGGAUGAGUGGCCCUAAGACAUUGCUUCUCCCUCUCAAGGGCCCGUCAAGGUGAACCCUGCAGCUUUGUGUGGAACCUUGUCUUGAGUAACUUGAAGACUUGUCAGGACAUCAUGGAUGGAUUCUGGGAUCCCUCAUCAUCUUAUUCUUUUAGAGUCCAUAGUUUUGUUGUUCUGUUAUGUGGAGGGUAAACAUUGGGGGAUGGUUCUCCAGGAUAUGGACAGGGAGUGUAUAGGGGGCACUAUGGAGUCAUCGCUUAGAUAUGUCCCCAGGACUCGCUCCAGAGACCACUUCUCACUGUCUGUUCAGCUGCAAACUUAAUAAAGAAGUUUUU